CAUACUAUAUGCAAUCACUUAUUCAGUAAACUUACAACAAUGAGCUUUAAAAACAAAGUGGUAUUAGUUACGGGAGCCAGUUCAGGGAUUGGAGCCGCUAUAGCUUCAAAAUUCGCGGAAGAAGGAGCCUCCGUGAUCAUUGUAGGUCGAAACGAAACGAAACUAAAAGAAGUUGAAGCAAAAUGUCAACGAAAUGGAGCAAAAGUCUUAAUGCUCAUUGCUGAUGUAACUAAAGACAAUGACGUCGUAAAAAUGAUGCGUGUCGCCAUUACAUGGUCGGGUCAUUGGGGAAUAGAUAUACUGAUCAACAAUGCAGGUAUUGCUGAAACAGCUGAUAUCUGGGAUGAGAAUGCGAUGGAGGUUUACGAGCGCGUCAUUGCUACUAAUCUACGUUCAGUGGUCUUCUUAACGCAUCUGGCAGUUCCAUACCUGACUAAAAAUAAAGGUAACAUCAUCAAUAUUUCUAGUAUCGGAUCGUUUGCGCCUCUAUCAACAGGAUACUUCGCUUACUGUGCAUCAAAAGCAGGCUUAGACAAUUUUUCCAGGGCUAUAGCAUUGGACCUAGCUACCAAGGGUGUAAGAGUGAAUACUGUGAAUCCUGGGCCCGUACGAACUGAUGGAUUCCAAACUGUUGGUGAAGAAGAAUUGAACAAGUUUGGGGCAAUGACGGCACUUGGCAGGAUAUCAGAGCCUGAUGAAAUCGCUGAUUUGGUACUGUUUUUGGCCAGUGACAAAGCAAAGGCUAUAACUGGAUCAUCUUUUGUAUCCGACAAUGGGACCCUUUUAAAGCGAAACUAAAAAGUGUGAAAAUAACUUUCAAGCGUUCUAUGUUUGCAUUUAAUAUUAUUGGUAUGUAUUUAA
This is a messenger RNA of Trichoplusia ni (cabbage looper), 861 nucleotides long. RefSeq names its product estradiol 17-beta-dehydrogenase 8-like. NCBI's taxonomy places the organism in Eukaryota, Metazoa, Arthropoda, Insecta, Lepidoptera, Noctuidae. Gene Ontology annotation, molecular function: oxidoreductase activity. The transcript has a single exon. The record is from RefSeq and is a predicted model, not a curated record. The coding region runs from base 40 to 798 and encodes 252 amino acids.